AUGAAGGGCUCAGCAGCAGCAGCAGCAGCAGCAGCAGUAGAGUCCGCCCCCAAGACUGCAAAAGACAGGAGGGGGGGCGUUCAGCCUUUCCCCUACGGCCUGCAGUUUCAAUCAAGGAGGGGCCCAGUGUUCCUGGUGCAGCAACAGCAACAGCAGCAGCAGCAGCAGCAGCAACAGCAGCAGCAGGCGCAGCUGUUGCUGCUGCUGCUGCCUCUGUGCGCGUCGCAGGAGAACCCUCCCCAGGCGCAGCUCUAG
Eimeria mitis is the source of this 255-nucleotide messenger RNA. RefSeq lists its product as uncharacterized. Bases 1 to 255 code for a protein of 84 amino acids. Lineage: Eukaryota; Apicomplexa; Conoidasida; Eucoccidiorida; Eimeriidae. The transcript has a single exon. The record is from RefSeq and is a predicted model, not a curated record.